Messenger RNA from Zymoseptoria tritici IPO323, 1660 nucleotides. RefSeq lists its product as uncharacterized. Gene Ontology annotation, molecular function: ribosomal large subunit binding. Gene Ontology annotation, biological process: ribosomal large subunit export from nucleus. The record is from RefSeq and is a predicted model, not a curated record. Lineage: Eukaryota; Fungi; Ascomycota; Dothideomycetes; Mycosphaerellales; Mycosphaerellaceae. The coding region runs from base 101 to 1660 and encodes 519 amino acids. The transcript has 2 exons. Gene Ontology annotation, cellular component: nucleus; cytoplasm.
CAACUUUGAAAAAUACGCCCGUCUUCCAAUUUGAACCGAAGGGCUACCGUAACAGCCCAAGGACCACAGAUACAAGCAACACCUCGCUGACCUGCUCACCAUGGCCAUGUCUAUGGACAUCGACGGCUCGGUGCCGCUGCCCGCACAGCGCGAAAUGACUUCUCCGACAGUACUAUGUUACAACUGCGGUGCUGCGAUCGAUGGCACACAGGCCGCGGGUGCCAUCUGUACCGACUGUCUCAAACUGACCAUGGAUGUUACGCAAGGAAUCGAACGAGACGGCAUCCUACUCAUGUGCAGAGAUUGCGACAGAUGGCUCUCGCCGCCAACGUCCUGGGUUGUCGCCGCUCCCGAAUCGAGAGAACUCCUCGCGCUUUGUCUACGAAAACUCAGAGGACUUCACAAGACACGGAUAAUAGACGCCUCGUUCAUCUGGACCGAGCCGCAUUCGAGACGAAUCAAAGUCAAGAUCACAGUACAACAAGAGGCGAUGCAAGGUGCGAUAUUACAGCAAACUUUCGACGUCGAGUUUGUCCAGCAAUACAAGCAGUGCCCCGACUGCCAGAAGUCAUUCACACAUAACACAUGGAGCUCGGUCGUGCAAGUGCGACAAAAGGUCCCUCACAAGAGGACUUUCCUCUACCUCGAACAGCUCAUCCUCAAACAAGGUGCUCACAAGGACACGAUCAACAUCAAAGAGGUGCACAAUGGUAUUGAUUUCUACUUUGCGGCGAAAAACCAGGCGGAGAAGUUUUGCGAUUUCCUCAACUCCGUCACACCAGUGCGGACGAAGAAGGCGCAGGAGCUGAUUUCCAUGGACACCCACACCUCUGUCAGGUCGUAUAAGUUCACAUUCUCAUGUGAGCUCGUGCCGAUCUGCAAGGACGAUCUGGUUGCGCUGCCGCCGAAGCUGGCGAAGGCGAUUGGAAACAUCUCUCCGCUCGUUCUUUGUCAUCGCAUCGGAACGGCGGUGAAUGUCAUCGAUCCGAAUACCCUCCAGACUGCCGACCUCAGCACGCCGAUCUACUGGAGAACACCCUUUGCACCCCUCGCAGACGUCCAGCAGCUCAUCGAAUUCGUUGUCAUGGAUAUCGAGCCCAUCGGCCCUGCAAAAGGUCGCUUCCUCCUGGCGGAAGCCACUGUCUGCAGGUCGUCAGAUCUUGGUGUAAACGACACAACAUACCUCAUUCGCACACAUUUGGGAGGAAUUCUUCACGCUGGAGAUACCGCCAUGGGAUACCUCCUUUCUGGAACACAAUUCAAUAACCCCAACUACGAGGCGCUUGAGGAGUCAAAGCAGUAUUCCGGCACAAUCCCAGAUGUGAUACUGGUGAAGAAGCACUACGAGCGCCGCAAGAAGAAGAGCGCCAAUACACGCAACUGGAAGCUGAAGCGCAUGGCGCGUGAGGAGGGUGAUAUGAAGCCGAGGAAGCAAGAUCAGGACCGUGAUGAGAUUGACUACGAGCAGUUCUUGCAGGAUCUCGAGGCUGAUCCUGAGUUGAGAGCUGGCAUGAACAUGUACAAGCAACAACGGGAGCUUGAUGCUAUCAGUGAGAUGGAGACGGACGAUGGAGAGGAUGAUGGUUUGGAGAUUCCGAUGGACCAGCUGAUUGAUGAGAUGGAGGAUAUGGGCAUGGAGGAGGAUAGUGAUGAUGAAUAA